Molecule: messenger RNA, 3144 nt
Organism: Momordica charantia (bitter melon)
Lineage: Eukaryota; Viridiplantae; Streptophyta; Magnoliopsida; Cucurbitales; Cucurbitaceae
Source: RefSeq, a predicted model, not a curated record
GUAACGAAACAACGCGCUGUAGCGAGAAAAAAAAGGCGAAAAAGAAAGAAGAGAGAGAGAGGAAAGGAAACGAAAAGAAAAAGAAAAGUCUUUGCAUAAAAAAAUAAAAGUCAGUAGUCCCCCUCGGCUCAACCCAUAAGAAAAAAGGGGGCAAAAAGUUGAAGAAAACUCCUCGCGACGACGAGUUUUGAUUUUGGUUUUGAUUUUGAAUUUUUUUAUAAUUUUCUUGCGCCUCUUUCCAAUUUGGGAUUGGAUUAGAUUUGGGUUUUACCAAUUUUUACUUUUUCUUUGGAAUUUCUCCGUGUUCUAAUCCCGAUUGCGCUUUUCCAUUGGUGGGGUUGGUUCUGUUUUUAAUUUUCAGCAGUUUUGGUCAUUUGGGUCUGAUUUUGUGUUAUUGGGAAAACGAAAAAACUGCCCCGUAGGCCGUAGAGAUGUUCCGAUUCGAGCAGGAGAAGAUCCGAAAACGAAUUUGAUAUUUUCCCAAUUGGUUUCUUUGAUCAGUGGAAUUCGUUUCAGUGCUCUUAGGGGUCUGAUAUGGCUGAUGCUCUCUCUGUCAUCCCUGCAUUUGUGCUCCGCAACCUGUCUGAUAAACUCUAUGAGAAACGCAAGAACGCUGCUCUUGAGGUUGAGGGAAUUGUGAAGCAGCUUGCCUCGGCUGGAGAUCAUGAAAAGAUUACGGCGGUUAUCAAUCUACUGACGAACGAUUUCACUAUGUCGCCGCAAGCCAAUCAUAGGAAGGGAGGAUUGAUAGGGCUUGCUGCUGCAACUGUUGGCUUGACUUCUGAUGCGUCCCAACAUCUUGAGCAAAUUGUACCUCCUGUGCUCAAUUCUUUUUCUGACCAAGAUAGCAGAGUGCGUUAUUAUGCAUGUGAAGCUCUGUAUAACAUUGCAAAGGUUGUUAGAGGCGAUUUUAUAGUUUUCUUUAACCAGAUAUUUGAUGCCUUAUGUAAGCUUUCAGCUGAUUCAGAGAUAUUGUCACCGAAAGUGACCAGUUCAGCAUUGAAGAGUUUAUUCCAUUGCUGAGGGAGCGUAUGAAUGUCCUAAAUCCCUACGUCCGUCAGUUUUUGGUUGGAUGGAUCACUGUACUUGAUAGCGUGCCAGAUAUUGAUAUGCUGGGCUUUCUUCCAGAUUUUCUUGAUGGUUUGUUUAAUAUGUUGAGUGAUUCAAGUCACGAAAUUCGACAACAAGCUGAUUCUGCUCUGUCGGAGUUUCUCCAAGAGAUCAAGAAUUCUCCAUCUGUAGAUUAUGGCCGAAUGGCUGAGAUUCUGGUUCAGAGGGCUUCUUCCCCAGAUGAAUUUACUCGCUUAACGGCUAUUACAUGGAUUAACGAGUUUGUAAAACUAGGUGGAGAUCAACUAGUACCUUAUUAUGCUGAUAUUUUAGGAGCAAUUCUACCUUCCAUAUCUGAUAAAGAAGAGAAGAUUAGAGUGGUUGCUCGGGAAACUAACGAAGAGCUUCGCAAUAUCAAAGCAUUUCCAUCUGAAGGAUUUGAUGUUGGUGCUAUCCUUUCUAUUGCUAGGAGACAACUAUCUAGCGAACACGAGGCUACUAGAAUUGAAGCAUUGCAUUGGAUAUCAACACUUUUAAACAGACAUCGGACUGAGGUCUUGAUCUAUUUGGAUGAUGUACUUGACAGCCUUCUUCAAGCCUUAUCUGAUCCUGCUGAUGAGGUGGUCCUCCUUGUUCUCGAGGUUCAUGCUUGUAUAGCGAAAGAUCAGCAACAUUUUCGCCAACUUGUCGUUUUCCUAGUGAAUAAUUUUCGGAUUAAUAAUUCUCUUCUGGAGAAGCGUGGUGCAUUGAUAAUACGCCGAUUGUGUGUACUUUUAAAUGCUGAACGGGUCUACCGUGAGCUGUCUACAAUAUUGGAAGGAGAGUCAGAUCUGGAUUUUGCUUCUAUUAUGGUUCAGGCACUGAAUUUGAUCUUGCUGACUUCCUCUGAGUUAUCGGAUCUUCGAGAUCUUUUGAAGAGAUCGUUGGUGCAUGCAGCUGGGAAGGAUCUUUUUGUUUCUUUAUAUGCUUCGUGGUGUCAUUCCCCUAUGGCUAUUAUAAGUCUCUGCUUAUUAUCACAGUCAUACGAGCAUGCUAGUGUGGUGAUUCAGUCUUUGGUGGAGGAAGAUAUUAAUGUGAAAUUUUUAGUUCAGCUGGAUAAACUGAUUCGCCUUCUGGAGACUCCAGUCUUUGCUUAUCUAAGACUGCAGCUUCUAGAACCUGGAAGAUAUAUAUGGCUGCUAAAAGCAUUAUAUGGUCUUCUAAUGUUGCUUCCCCAGCAAAGUGCCGCCUUUAAGAUACUACGAACACGUCUCAAAACAGUGCCUCCGUACUCGUUCAGUGGCGAGCACUUCAAGCAAUUUUCAUCCGGGAACUCCUACUCCUUGAUGCAUCAGUUUUCUGGGUUGAAUAUAAAUGAAGAUGGUGAUAUAAGCCAGGAUGCUGGGAACUCCCGUAAUGGAAUUAACUUUGCUGCUAGGCUACAACAGUUCGAGCACAUGCAACACGAGCAUCGCUUACAUGCAAAAGAGCAGACACUGUCACGGACCUGUACUCCACCUCCGGUAACAACAACGGGGGUCGAAAUCCCGGAAGAAACGGGAGGCGGGGCACAAGCUGCAGCAGCAGCAGGAGCAGGAGACAUAGAUAGGCCUCCUUCAAGAUCAAGGAGAGCAGAGUCAGCGCAAUUGCAAUUACAGUUAUAAUUACAUGCCCCAUUAUAUACAGUGGUCUCAGUCCAUGGAUGAGAUUUUGUGUAGUUUGUAAAAUUGUAUAUCAUAGUAGAGUUUGGUUUAAAGACCUUUUUUUUUUCUUUUUAGUUGUGUGGUUGGGGGACUGUUGGUUUAUAAAAAAUUGAGAUGAGCUCAGUUUUUGGCUGAGCUAUUCUUUUCAUUUUGUAAAAGGGGAUAUUUCUUACCCAUGUGGUUGUGUUAUUUUUUUGUUGAAGCCAUAGUGGGUAAAAAGAGGGGAAGCUACUUAGAAGAAGAAGAAGGUUCAGUCUCUUUUUUUUUUGGGUCCUUUUUUUUUCUUUCAUUUUACUUGUUCGUCCUCGUCUUGUAACAAUCUUGUUGAAUAAGUUCAAGCUAAUUCAUGUACAGACACUUCUUCAAAAGUGCUUUAAAGCAGUUGUAGUUGUGAGAGAACUUUGGCUAUCCU